GAAUUUAGUCCAGGCAUCUCAAGUUCUGAAAUGGAGGGCGGCUAUGAUCAAAUUAACUUCCAUCAAUAGAUAUCACUAUAUGGAGAGGCAUCAAGUUAUUAUGCUUGCCAAGGAUAUCUUCAAAGAUGUUUGCUUCCUGCUCAGUUCUGAAACUAACGGAAUCAAGCAUCCUUUCGAGGUUAUAUUGUCUCUGGUGCAUUGUUCUCAAUCUUUAGCCCCACAUAUUGUUGGACUUUGGGGUAUGGCUGGCAUAGGGAAGACUAUCAUCUCUAGAGACAUUUUCAGAACACAAGCUGGGAAAUAUGACGUGUGCUACUUUAUGCCAGACUUUGAUAAAAUGUGUCAAACAAAAGGGCUUAGUCAUUUGCGUGAUGAAUUCUUCUCGAAAAUCUUUGGGGAAGAAAAAGUUUUCACAGACGUAUGUGAUACAAAAUUAAGUUUCACAAGGGAUAGGCUCCUUGAUAAAAGGGUUCUCAUUGUUCUUGAUGGUGUGAGUAAUGCUAGAGAUGCAGAAUUUUUGUUUGGGGGGUUUGGUUGGUUUUCUGGCGGACAUACAAUCAUUUUAACAUCUAGGAAUAGGCAAGUUCUUGUACAGUGUAACGCCAAAGAGCUUUACCAAAUCCCAAAACUAUCCGAGUUUGAAUCUCUUUGCGUUUGCUGCUAUUUUUCCACUAAAGAAAAUUGGAGUAGAAGUAUGUCAUCGAUCUCGGAGCUGGUGAACUACGCUAGUGGCAUUCCAUUGGCUCUGGGAGUCUUAGGUUCGUCUGUACUAAAUCAUUGUGCUAAUGAUGAGGAAGAACAUCUGAGAAGAUUGCGCCAACAUCCUCCAGUCGAGAUUCAGGAUGCAUUUAGAAGAAGUUUUAGUGGACUAGAUGACAACGAGAAGAACAUCUUUUUGGACCUUGCAUGUUUUUUUAGAGGGGAGGAUAAAGAUCAUGUGGUAAACAUCCUUGAUGGUUGCGGUUUUCUUACGGAUUUAGGAAUCUAUGGUCUCAUUGAUGAGUCUCUCAUCAGCCUUGUUGAUAACAGGAUAGAUAUGCCUAACAUUUUUCAAGACACGGGUCGAUUUGUUGUUUGUCAAGAAAACUUUGAGGCAGGCAAGCGUAGCAGAUUGUGGAAUCCCAAUGACAUUGUUGACGUGCUGACAAACAAUUCAGGGAAAGAAGAAAUUGAAGGCAUAUUUUUGGAUGCGUCUGACUUAGCAUUUGAGUUGAGUCCUACUGUAUUUGAGAGGAUGUAUCGACUUAGAUUGUUCAAACUCCACUGUCCAACUUCUGACCAUUGCAAGGUUUGUAUACCUCAAGGUCUUAACUCUUUCCCUGAUGAGCUACGGCUACUCCACUGGGAAAAAUAUCCUCUUGGAUCCUUACCUCGGAACUUCAAUCCUGAAAACCUUGUAGAACUGAACAUGUCAUAUAGCAACUUGACUAAACUAUGGAAAGGAACAAAGAAUCUCGAGAAGCUAAAGAGGAUCAUUCUAAGUCACUCCCAGCAGUUGACUAAAUUCCCAAGGCUUUCAAAGGCGACGAACCUUGAGCAUAUUGAUCUUGAAGGAUGUACGAGUCUGGUUAAAGUUAACUCAUCUAUUCUUCAUCAUCACAAGCUUACUUUCUUGAGUCUGAAAGAUUGUUCUCAUUUGCGGAUUAUGCCUGCCACUGUUCAUCUAGAAUCUCUUGAAGUUCUUAAUCUAUCUGGCUGCUCAGAUCUUGAGGAGCUUCAUGAUUUCUCACCAAACCUGAAAGAGCUAUAUCUAGCCGGGACUGCCAUUAGAGAGAUGCCAUCAUCAAUCGAGGAACUCACUAGACUUGUUACAUUAGAUCUGGAGAAUUGUAAAAGACUUCAGCACCUGCCAUCGAGUAUAAGUAACCUGAAAGCUACUGUUACACUUGGCACAAAACGUCCUGCCUCUUCCAUGGAUACAAGGGAUCUAUCUAGCUUGGAGGAUAUAACGUCACCAUAUAAGAGAUGCCGAUUGAAGAGAGUUAUUGAGUCUGUUAUUUUAAGGCUAAGAAAAAGGAAAGGAGCGAAGAGGGUCUCUAGAGCCACAAGCCUUUCUGAGGUUCAGCAUAGCUCAGCUUCUACCUUGGUAAAUGAUUCCUCUUUCAGAUCUUCUUGGGGAUAUCAUGUUUUACCAGAAAGACCUAGCCAACCCGAAUGCCAAGAUUACAUGAAGACAGGCGACUGCAAAUUUGGCCAUGUUUGUAAAUUUCAUCAUCCGAGGAACAAAGAAACUCAUGUCCUUGAGAAUACAUCUUCCGUGGCUUCCAAAACAUCGGAAAUGGAUCGGCUAGGAUUAUCUCUUUCACUUGGAUCUUCUUCAACAAGUGAGAAAUUUAGAAUACACAAGAAUACAUCUUCCAUGGUUUCUGAGACACCAACACAGUCGAAUACUCUUAGACUUUUGUCUUUACUUGGGACUUCACCAUGUGUGUCUGACACAACACAAGCAACCGUUGGUAGGAACACCAAAGAUUCAAAGCAACAGGGAGAAGAAAAAUCAGAUAUAUAUGAUUGGUGAUGAAGAAUCAAGAAACACGUCAAGCAUCAUUUCUAUUGUUUCUGUUUGGUGGUAAAAGAAUCGGUAAACUUUGUUUAAGCUGAUAUUUUGGAAGCAACUUGAAAACUAUCUGAUUCAUUGCAGUGGAAAAAGAUAUAUGCAAAAAAAGCGCUGGAUCAUUUUUA
Molecule: messenger RNA, 2682 nt
Organism: Camelina sativa (false flax)
Lineage: Eukaryota; Viridiplantae; Streptophyta; Magnoliopsida; Brassicales; Brassicaceae
Product: disease resistance protein RPP2A
Biological process (GO): defense response; signal transduction
Molecular function (GO): ADP binding; metal ion binding
Source: RefSeq, a predicted model, not a curated record